CGCAUUUAGAAAUAUACUUACAGUCAACUGAAACUAGUUGACGACAUAAGUUCUAGCAUUCGCUUCUUUGAAACAGAUCACGAGUGCAAAUCAAAAAAUUCAAAUAAGGAAUUAAAAAAAAAAAGAAAUAAAUACUUAGAUAAAAGUAUUUAAAAAAAGUUCGCAUAUCAACGUGAAUUAAAAAAGUUUAUUAGUGUUUUUUUUUUAUAUAAAAAUAUGUAAUAGUGAUUGGUAGCUUAUAAAUUUAUCUGGAUAGCUCCACCAACCAGAUAUUUUUUUUACAUAUACUUAACGUAUUUUUUACGAAUUAUCUGGCCUAUAACUUUAUUGGGUACUUGAGUAUACGCUGGAAGUGAAAUAGCCUCUAAAAAUAUUGAUAUUUUAUCCCAACGAUCUGUGUAAAAAUUGGAUCUUAAUUAAUUAUAACAUAGAUUUGUUAAGUGUUAAGAAGACAAAAAAGGAAGAUGGCGCCUGCAUGUUUCCAAAAGGUUUUGUCAGUACUGCGCAAGUAUGUGCUAAAGCUGAAGGCCUUCGAUCUCUUUCUCCAAGGAACUUACCUGCUCACGUUGUUCUUGGAGACCAAUGUGUAUCUACUAAUGCGUAGAGAUGCUAGAGCAGGGUACCAUUCUACACUCACCAUAGACUACGUGAGGAUGGGAACUGCUGGCGUGGAGUUCCUCUUAGGAGCGCUGGUGGCGUGGUGGGGCAAAGGGAAGAGAAACCGAGCCAUCUCCGGUUGGCUGGGGCUAACCGCAGCUGCAGGGCUUCUGGUUCUCGCCUUCCCUUUCGCUGAGACCAAUCCUGUUAGCAUGGGUCUAUGUCGACAAGAAGCGGAGGUCAACUAUACUGGUGAUAAAAAUCUCGCAGCUCGAACCACGUUCCUGAUCAUCACCAUCAUACUGUGUGGGCUCACAAAGAUCAGCAUUUGGACACAUGGACUGACAUACUUGGAUGACCACAACCCUGCUCAUGGUCCCGAGUUCUACGGUGGUUUGAUCACUGCCCGUCUCACCCUGGGAUUGGACGGAGCUGGUAUACUGGAGAAAGACACCCAAGGAGAAGACUGGUGGCAGAAUCAGCUGAUCCUCACCAUGGUGGCCUUGUUCGCCUGUUUUGUCUUCAACCUCUUUCCCGAAAGGAUGCAGUCUAAAGAAAUGGAUGUUAUAGAGAACUCAACUAUUGACACUGGACUAUUCCCGACUCUGAAGAGACUGAUCACCAACAAAGUAUUAAUUCUGCAAACGAUAGCGAUGUCCUGCUGGAGCACCGCCAUACUGGUUUUCGCUGCUUACGAAAUACCCUAUGCUCAGGGUCGUUAUAACGUGGAGGCUACCAAAAACUCAGACGUAAGGAGUACGGGCGACCCGCUCGGUAUGUUCAGAACUGCAAUCAUGAUUAUGUUUUUAAUGAUCAUCAGGAUCAACAGUUCAAAUAGAACAGAAGCUUUGACUACAAAGUCAGCAGCAGUCCUGGCGUUGAAGGCUUCUGUGUUUGUGACCAUCUUCUUAAGUAUUAUAACAUUUACUAGUUGCGACACUGGAAUCAUGAAAGGCUUGGAAUCUGGCUCCUAUGAACAACCUUCUUGCAGCUCUUCUUGUGGAUGUACAUCCGAGCGUUACGGUUUCCACCCCGUCUGUAUGUUGGAAACGAGGGAAACUUACUUCUCCCCGUGCCACGCUGGAUGCAACCGAAUCGGGGAUCUCAAUGGAAUCUCAAUGUAUUACGACUGCGGAUGCAGCGCGGGCGCACAGAACGCAGUGCGUGGCUCGUGCAUGCUGCAAUCUUGUCUAGUCCAGUACGCCUCCUUCCUGCUUCUGUUCGUUAUAAUGUUGGCAAUCUCAGGAGCUGGUUUCAUAAUGCAAGGUAUGGUGAUACUACGUUCAGUGCGACCGGUAGACAAGGCGACGGCCAUGGGAGCCAGCAUAUCUGUGGUGUCACUUCUAUCCUUCGUUAUAGGACACUUUAUAUACAUGAUUGUCAGUCAAAUGACAUGUGUAUAUUCUUCGAACGGAGAAUGUCUGCUGCAUAGCAACUCGAUAUGGUACAUGAGUGCAAUCAGCGUGGCGCUAGCAAUUCUGUCAGGAGCUGGUAGCUUCAUCGUCAGCAAGAUGAGAGCCGACAAUGGUGACAACGAGAUCUGUGAAUUGUAAAUUUAAGUGUAGAUUAAUUUUGGAAUUGGUUGGAACAAGGCUUAAAAGUUUAAUAAUAAGACCCUUCUAUUUUAAAGUAAACUUUCACUUAAAUAAAGACACAAAUUUUCAAAAAAAAAAACAAUAGCUUGUGUCAAUGACUUAUUUUUAUUAAAUAUCGAAAGUUUUGUGAUAAAAUUCUAUAGAUUACCGCCAUCUAGUAACAGACACAAGAGCUAAUUAAAGUAAAUGUUUUCGAUUUUACAUUUAGAACGUUAGAACGUAAACAAUUAUAUCCAUGCCUUAGGAGGUAAAAAUCUAGUACCAAAUCUCGCAUUUAACUCCUAAAUUAAUAGCAUUUAGGAAUUAAGCUAUAGCAAAUAUAAACAUAAUGAUAUUAUAUGUGAUAGAUGUAUUGAGUACAAUGAGGUUAAACUAGUCAAUAAAAUUGUUUAAUAAAUUAUGUAAGUGUUAGAUAGAUAAAGUCCUAUAAUUGCAUGGUAGAAAAUAGAUUUUGUUUAUUUAUGUGCAAUAUUUUGGUCUACUAACGCCAUCUAGUGGUGUUGAGUUAAGUAUAACAUUUUGUUUUAUUAUUUUUGAUUUUAUUUUGUUGUUACAUAAAUCACAAUACAUAAUGACUAAUGAAGGAUUAUGAUAAUUGAAAUUUUUACAUUGAUAAGAUUUUUUAACGAAGAAAUGGUAAUGACUAAUGACCAAAAUAUUGUUACAACAAUUAUUAUUUUGUAUGUUUGUUUACAUUGUUUUAUAAAAACAAUACCUUAAUCGUCAUACUUUCUCCUGCUUACAGAGUUCUGCAGGUGCUAAGUCAUGACAUUUUUUAAGUUCAUAUUGAAUUAUUAUUAUUAUAAAUAAAAAGUAAUUAACCUACAUAUUUAUAAUAUGUAUGGCAUAUAGAAAAUAAUAAAAUAGACUUAUUUAAGAUAUGAUACAUUAAGAACAAAAUGUUAUUUAUUUUACAAUAAUCAAAAUAUUUUUGGAAUAUAAUAUAACGUUUUUCAUUUAAUGAUGAUGCUUUAUGCCUUUACUUAUUUUAAGACUAGACUGCAGAUUUUUG
Spodoptera exigua (beet armyworm) is the source of this 3204-nucleotide messenger RNA. The record is from the annotation of a GenBank genome assembly. NCBI's taxonomy places the organism in Eukaryota, Metazoa, Arthropoda, Insecta, Lepidoptera, Noctuidae.